AUGUCGAUGCGCACACCAUAUUCUUCCGCAACAAGUCUGGCGGAUAGGGCCAUCUCGCCGUCGCAGUGUUUAUACCCUCGCACGACUGCCAGGCAAAUCCACCCACUGGUGUUUUCUCCAAUGACACCGGUGGACCCAAAAACGAUGUCACCACAUUACCCCGAGUCGCCUCAAUCCCUGCAGAGCGGAAGUCCCGAGGCAGAGGGGCUUGGCAGGACGGAGCCGCAGUCAUUGCUGCCGACGUUUUUGGCUGCGGAUUUUGAUGUCGUCGAUGUUUCCGCACGAUUGGAGAAUGAGUUUUUUAGUGCUGCUCACUCCGCCGAGUUGAAUGGUAGCAGAAGCCGUCAUCUGCAGGAGACGAUAGAUCGCCAUGAGAACUGCUCGUCGGCAGAAAAAUUACUUCAUCGCAACGGUAGCUGCUGCCGUAUGGAUGUCACUGAGGAGAUGACGCAGGUGUUCCAGGAACCGAUGACGCCGCUGCGCGAGGCAUCUUCACUUAUUGAGGAGAACCGCGAGGGCCAAGAUGACGCCGAAGACGAUCGUGCUUCCAAUUCCCCUUCCUCCGUGCAUACUCCGCCUGACAACAUCAUUCGUUCUUCGUUGAUGCUGACGCCGCCGUGGACGCCCGUUCUUGCAACUCCACGGAAAUCUGCCAAACGACCCUCACCGCAAACCUUCACGCCGUCAGCGCACCGGCGCGGUGUGUCGUCACAUAAUUUAAGUAUGGAAUCGCGGGAAGUCUGUGGUGUGCUGCCGCACAUAACUCAUGCAGAUUACCUCCCACCCAAUAGAAACCCGUGUUCACCGUAUCUGGAGUAUGCGGAUGAGAGACAGCUCUUGGUGCAGCUUCGCAUGGAGGAAGAGGAGGACGAAGAGGAGAUGGAUGGUGGUUUGAUUUCCACAACAGAUGGGAUGUUGCAACGUGCGGAUGCAUGUGCCAUUGUGCUUGAACAAACUGUUCCUAUCGCCAGUGCGGUGCGAACAGAAAAGUGUCGAUCUCCGUUGUUCCCUACAGCAGGAAAAGGUGGUGGGGGCACGAAUACGUUUCUCAAUGAGGUGCGCGAAGAAGAUGAUAUCACAGGCCUUUCUCCUGUUUUAGUGGAAAUGGACUUGGCUAUGCGAAAAAAUGCGUCUACGGCAGUGGAGACAGGCGACGUUAGUUCAGGGAAUCAUUUUUUGGACUUUUUUGGAUUUUCUGACGACGGGACGAGUUUAGGGACUGUGCAGAAUGAGACGCCGCAUCGUUUGUCUCGUGAAGCCGAGGAUGUGGCAUGUGAUGCGUCCACGCGCGACCUUACAGAUGGCCAGACAUCUUUUGAAACGCUUCCAAAUAAACUUCUGUGUACACGUGUUUUUUAUGACCUGCGCGGCCAGGUGGGGGAGCAGACAUCUCCUCCUUCAAACUCCCCAUGUAUAUUGCACAAUGCGGCACAAUGGGACCGUACUGUUGGUAUGCAUGUCUCAAGGAAUACGAUCCAUGAAACUGGUCUUUCUUUUCAACCGUCACUCUUGUCCUCCUCUUUAUCGAUCCGCGGAGAUUCUCAGGCCGUCUUUUCUGCAGACAAUUCAGGAGACCUUCCGAGUCAAUUGCAAUUGCGCAAUUGUUUGUCCGUGCAUUUCCCAGUUAAAUUUGAUUACCCCACUGCGGGAUACCCGGGGAGUGAUGCGGAGGACGAGAUACCGAGAGGACAUGUCAAUUCCAAAGAAGAGGAGAAGGAAGAAGAAGAGGAAGAGGAAUUUGAACCCGGUGAUCGGUUUUGUAAUCAUCAUCGCUAUCAAUUUUUGCAUUGGCUACAUUGGCGAAAAGCAUAUGAUUUUGUUCCAAACCAUUUGGAUUGCAACGGGGUUGUCUGGCUUGUGACACACCGCGUGGAUGGCCUUCCGUAUGCCGUCAAGGAAAUACCGGGCACGCAGCAAAACACUCUGCAGACGGAGCUGGAGUGCCUCACACUCGGAAACGCCUCCGUGAACGCGUUGCAACAGCAGGCGGCUGACUACAUCACACGGUACUUUUCUGUUUCACCGUAUAGUGUUGUGUCAUGCGAUUCACAUGAAAGUAUGGCGUUCCUGCUGCAGACAGAGUACUUUCCCAUGGGAAAUGUGAUGGAGUGGGCGUUGGACCCACACGGACUUCGAGGCAAAGAGUUUCGCGUUCCACCGGAAGAUUUUUGGUCGUGUGUGCUUCAACACGGCCUUUUGGCGAUGGAGAGUCUUCACGCAGCUCAUAUUAUUCACGGCAACCCUCUUCCAUUUAAUCUGUUUAUUUACAGCCCAAGGCAUUACAAACUCGGUAACUUUGGUUCUGCAGUGAAGUUCCCGAGUACAUACCCUGUGGGCUCUCCAAAUGUGUUUUUGCCGUCAAACAUGGCGGAUGGCAGCCCAUGGACACCUUAUGAGAUGGAUAUCUUUCUCUUUGCCCAUAGUAUGCUGCAGCUGUGGAAUCACUGUAUUGACAAGCGGAAGCUGGUCUCGAAUGCGGUCCAAACCUUUGAUCAUGAUAGCGAGAGCACACUUCGUGAGAUAUUCAUGAAAGAUGCCAUGUGUAUAUCUUUCAGUGGGUUUCAAGAGGACCGGGUGAAGGGUUAUCAUGAAAUCUCCGAUCAUCUUUGGAAUGUGUUGCAGGCCGCCCUCCGUCGGACCCCGAUAAGUACUCUCCUGAGAAUGUUGGAAGCCCCCUCACGGCUCCAGUGGACACUUUUCUCGCUCUUUGAUACGGAAGAAUUUUAUCUGCUGCGGCGGAAGCGUCGGUUGAAGCGGAUGCUCGAAGAACGUUUACAGAGGAAGGCUCAGGAGGAAGUGAAACGCCAAUCUUUCCCUUCGACGAGUGUGAACUACGUGGACGAUCCGGUGAUUCUUCUUCCUCCUGCGGAGUGGAGUUGCCGAGGACACACCGCCCAUUGUUGCUCAGAUGUUCAAAUCCGAGGGAGCAUGUCAACGGCGGCACCACCACUUCCUUUUCAAUUGCCACUGGCCUCCAACACAUUUGCCUCUUUAGAAAAUGGCGUUGCUUUAUCCCCAGGACGAGGGAAAAAUGAGUCUUGUAAUCAUAGAGUUGCUGCAUGUAACCGUCAUGGUCGCAGACUAUUCAAUAGACCGAAAAGACUAAAGGAAGAAACGCCGUUGAGUUCGUGUGACACCUCUGCGGCAUCAUAUUCACCUCAUCUCUUUUAUGCAACGAAGAAGUUUAGUCUUUUAAAAGACAAAAACUGCAGUUUUAAUUAUUUGCCUGAAGAAGAUAUGGAAAAUACAUCGAUGUUAAGGUAUGCACACGGUGAACGGCCACCUUAUAUACGGAGCCGUGUUGACGCCAACAUCUCUUUUGCCAAUCGAGACCGAUUGGAUGCAAAUCUUUUAUGGACAAUUCGUCAAAUUAUGGCUGUUAUGAAUUGGGAAGACGCUUUGAAAGGGAUUUCUUUGCAUUUUGACGAGAGUGUCCCUGCACGGGGCUUAUUUUCACUUUCACGCUACGCUGUGAGACCCCUGACAUCAUGGGAAUAG
Messenger RNA from Trypanosoma cruzi, 3498 nucleotides. RefSeq lists its product as uncharacterized. The transcript has a single exon. Gene Ontology annotation, biological process: protein phosphorylation. Gene Ontology annotation, molecular function: protein kinase activity; ATP binding. Bases 1 to 3498 code for a protein of 1165 amino acids. The record is from RefSeq and is a predicted model, not a curated record. Lineage: Eukaryota; Euglenozoa; Kinetoplastea; Trypanosomatida; Trypanosomatidae.